Molecule: messenger RNA, 423 nt
Organism: Lactuca virosa
Lineage: Eukaryota; Viridiplantae; Streptophyta; Magnoliopsida; Asterales; Asteraceae
Source: the annotation of a GenBank genome assembly
AUGUCUUCUUCUUUUAAUCAGUGGUCCGGUAUUGAAGAAGGGUUUAUGGCAUGUCGAACAUUCGUGGUUGAACCCCGGAUCACCAAAAACCGGCGGGUAAAUUUCUUAGAUUUUCUUCUCCUCCAUCGAUUUGUUAUUCCGAAUCAAGUUCUGAACGCCAUAAAAAGAAUUAUAAUUGAACGUAAAAUUAGGAAAAUGGAUGGAGAAGGAUGGUACACGAGUAGAAGACAUAUAGAAAGCAAAGGAAAAAAACGUCGAUGUGUUUGGAAUAAAUUUUUGGCUAUUUGGAAGAUUUUUCAGGAAGCAAAUAUUCAAAAUUUGAAAUUUGAAUAUGCGUUUUUUCAGGUUUGGGCAAUUUUUAUCAGUUGGAUCUUAUUCAUACAAUUCAACAUACACAAAGAUUUAGUAUGUUGUCUCAGUUAA